Messenger RNA from Rangifer tarandus platyrhynchus (Svalbard reindeer), 423 nucleotides. NCBI's taxonomy places the organism in Eukaryota, Metazoa, Chordata, Mammalia, Artiodactyla, Cervidae. The record is from the annotation of a GenBank genome assembly.
AUGCAAAGCCUAACAGAUGGUGGACAGAAAGUAACACUGAAGAAUCUGCAGAUUUGCCCAAUUUGGCCUGAAGAAAUGAAGGCGUUUUGGCAACUGUGGUGGUGUGGGCAGGGUGAGGGAAGAGGAAAGCCCCUGACUCUGCAUCAACCAGGGAAGUUCCUCUUAGCCCUGCUUUUUAUUUUGAGGUUCACUAUAGGAGCAUGUUUACAGGAAAUACUUCAUGUCUUCAGGAAAAACGAAGGAAGAAGGCUUGAAAUCCAUUGCAAUAUAAGGGUCAUAGAGGAAGAGGCUGGUGUUUUUUUCACACAAAAGAAAAAAUUUUUAAUUAGCUCUACAUGGUUGCUAGAUUCUGGGAUUACACACACACACAAUCUGGGAGGCCUUUCCUCUCAAGAAAAACCAUACAUAAAGCCUAGCUCAUAA